AUGUUCUGGUGCUACUUGAUUCUUCCUGUUUCAAUGACUGCAUCUAGUAAGAAAAGACAGUGUGAAAAUGAUGUAGCAAAUCCAGCUUCAAAGUGUGUGCGCUUUGCAGCUGACUCGUCACCUGAAAUCAAGGAUGAAACCAGAGAAGAGCCUCUUCUUGUGUUAACUCAAAUCUAUGAAAUACCAAAAUAUCAGACAAAUUUCACAUUCAUCAAACCUGAGGAACCUUCUUCUGAUGAUUUGACUGAUUCUGAUGCAGAAGACUCAUUGAUUUGUAAAGAAUGUGUGUGUUCCGCUGAUUCUGAUGAUAAUUGCGUUGCAGUAGAAGAAAAACAGGUGUUUAACACCGAUCAAAGAGAGUUUCUGACUGUUGUAGUGGAGUAUAAUGCAGCUAGAACCAUGUAUUAUAUCAGAUCAAGUAAGUUAUUGGAGAAAAUGGGUGAUAAAAAGAGAAAAGGUGAGCUCAAUGAUUCAGAACGUGAACAGGUACAGAAUUUAUUAUUUGAAAGUCGCAUUUUAUUACUGGAAUAUCACAAAUUGCUUGAUUUGGAGGACAGGUUGAAGCUAAAAGGGUAUAUUUCAAACAGAGAUAAGUUCUUAAUAUCUGGUAUAAUCAAUACAGUACUCAAGUUGCUGAAGUGA
Enterospora canceri is the source of this 642-nucleotide messenger RNA. Lineage: Eukaryota; Fungi; Microsporidia; Enterocytozoonidae. The record is from the annotation of a GenBank genome assembly.